AUGGCGAUUACUAUCUACUUCAUCGCCACAAGCCUCCGUGACCGCCUUGCCUCGGUUCGUGACGCGCUUCUCCUAAAGCACCCUAGUGAGCUCACUAUCGAGGUCCUAGAGUCUGCGCUCAAGGACGUCGAGAGCAACCUGCGCUUAGUAGCCUCCGCCUCUGGUGCUGUGCCCCCUCUACUGUUUCACGGGUGCACUGUCCCUCAGCUGCCUAGUUUUACUCCCUCCCUAGCCAAUGCCACCACUGACGUGACCGCUGCUGCUGUUACGGCUUCGUCGCGUUCUCGGGGUAGGGGUGGCAAGAGGGGCGGCCAGGGUACAGGUGGCAGCGGCGGUGGAGGCGUUGGCGGCGGAGGUGGCGGGCGUGGCGUGCCGACUGGUGGCGGAGGGAGCGCAGGGCCUGGAGAGGCGUCUCGUGCAGCGGUUAGUGACUCCCCUACUGCAGCUGGUGGAGGCGACACCCGGGCUCGUCAGCCACCUUCUGGUCUGCCGGCUGCGGCGGGCGGAGCAGUGGCGUGGUUGCUGCGCCCCCUCACGCAGCUAUGUCUGGGUAGGCUGCGCGCCACCCCUCAGUCCUCCUCCCUUCGUCCGGCCACCAAGCCUUUUGAGACGCUCCACUUGGACAUCUGGGGCCUCGCCUCUUGCCUUGGCCCUGAGUGUGAGCGUUUCUUUUUGGUGGUCGUUGACGACUACUCCCGCUACACCACAGUGUUUCCCCUUGCAAAGAAGUCUGAGGUGACUUCUACGCUGAUUAGGUGGUUGCUUACCACUGAGGGCACUCGUGGUCGUCGACUCAGCUGUCUUCACUCCGGUCGUGGGGGUGAGUUUCACUCCGGGAUUCUCACUGGAUUGUGUCGCGAGCAGGGCAUUCGUCAGUCUUGGACGCUUCCACAGUCCCCACAGCAGAAUGGGGUUGCUGAGCGCCGCAUAGGCUUGGUCAUGGAGAUCGCCCAUGCCCCCCAUUUUCUGUGGCCCUACGCGGUUAGGUACGUCGCUCACCAGCUGAACCUCUGA
Messenger RNA from Closterium sp. NIES-65, 1014 nucleotides. The record is from the annotation of a GenBank genome assembly. Lineage: Eukaryota; Viridiplantae; Streptophyta; Zygnematophyceae; Desmidiales; Closteriaceae.